This is a messenger RNA of Megalobrama amblycephala (Wuchang bream), 4160 nucleotides long. It is a transcript of the gene otud7b, whose product is annotated as OTU deubiquitinase 7B. The record is from RefSeq and is a predicted model, not a curated record. The coding region runs from base 562 to 3312 and encodes 916 amino acids. The transcript is spliced from 13 exons. Gene Ontology annotation, molecular function: DNA binding; K63-linked polyubiquitin modification-dependent protein binding; zinc ion binding. Gene Ontology annotation, biological process: protein K63-linked deubiquitination; protein deubiquitination involved in ubiquitin-dependent protein catabolic process; protein K11-linked deubiquitination. Gene Ontology annotation, cellular component: nucleus; cytoplasm. NCBI's taxonomy places the organism in Eukaryota, Metazoa, Chordata, Actinopteri, Cypriniformes, Xenocyprididae.
UCACGCCUGUGCCCGUCAAACUCAACUCUCUCUCUGAUUGGCCCAAACGGUCAGUUGACUUUCCAUAGAUGGGCGGAUUUGUAGCGCCUCGGUUGACAUUGUUGUUGUUGUGGGAGUAAGAAUGUACUUAGUCGUCAAGUCUUUUUAAGACAACAAGCAAGCCGUAUUUUUGACAUUUACACAAAGCUGAAUAACAUUACCUCCGGAGGAACUGAUUUUCUGCGAGAGAAAAGUCCAGAGUGGGAGGAAAUGAGAGAGAAAUUCCGCGAGGCCGCUCGAGGUUUUCAUGCACAACAUCUGUCUCUGACCAUUUUGCUUGUUGGAUGGUUCUCAGAGCCUGGCUGCUGAGAGAUGGGCUGUUGACCUUGUCCUGGGGGCCCAGACCUCUGAAACUGCUGUCCCGUUGUGUUUUUUUUGUGUGUUAGAAGAGGCUGACUCACUCUAACUAAUGUUAUGAAAGAUGUCAGGUGUGGCCGUAAUGGUGAUUUUGCUGUGAGGGAGAAUUGCUCUCCAGUCUUUUCUCUCCUGAUGUCCCCUUCUGCACUGUAAAUUCAUGAUCACAUGACUUUGGAUAUGGACGCAGUCCUGUCCGACUUUGUCCGUUCUACUGGAGCUGAACCAGGACUGGCCAGAGACCUGCUGGAGGGAAAGAAUUGGGACCUCUCAGCUGCACUGAGUGAUUUUGAGCAGCUGAGACAAGUGCAUGCUGGGAACCUGUCAUGCACCCUUGCUGAGGAGAGAGAGUACCCCUCCAUUGAGAAAGAGAUGGCACGAACGGGGCGGUCCCUUUUGUAUCGCCAAGAUGAGGUUGUGCAAGCAGCCACGGAGAAGCGACUGUCAAGGGGGAUCUCUCACGCCAGCUCCACCAUCGUCUCUCUGGCCCGCUCGCACGUGUCCAGUACGGGUGGCAGCAACGAGCCGCUUCUGGACACUCCUCUCUGCACCUUCCAGUUGCCUGACCUCACCGUCUACAGAGACGACUUCCGCGGCUUCAUCGAGAGAGACCUCAUUGAGCAGUCUAUGAUGGUGGCGUUGGAGCAUGCGGGACGAUUGAACUGGUGGACUCGUUUGGGCACUGGCUGUCAGAGUUUAUUACCUCUGGCUACUAGUGGUGAUGGGAAUUGCUUGUUACACGCAGCCUCGCUGGGUAUGUGGGGCUUCCAUGAUCGAGACUUGAUGCUGCGGAAGUCUCUCUAUGCACUGAUGGAUCAUGGUCAGGAGAGGGAAGCUUUAAAGCGAAGGUGGAGAUGGCAACAAACCAUGCAGAACAAAGAGUCGGGACUGGUUUACACAGAGGAAGAGUGGCAGAGAGAGUGGAAUGAGUUGUUGAAACUGGCAUCUAGUGAACCCAGGAUACACUACAGCACCAACGGCAGCAACGGUGCCGAGUCACAGGAGGAGCCGGUAUACGAGAGCCUGGAGGAGUUUCAUGUGUUUGUUCUUGCUCACGUGCUCCGCAGGCCAAUAGUGGUGGUGGCUGACACCAUGCUGCGGGACUCUGGGGGAGAAGCUUUCGCACCAAUCCCAUUUGGAGGGAUUUACCUGCCUCUGGAAGUACCAGCCAACAAGUGUCACCGCUCUCCUCUCGUUUUGGCGUAUGACCAGGCCCAUUUCUCUGCCUUGGUCUCAAUGGAGCAGAAGGACAGUUCCAAAGAGCAAGUGGUGAUCCCUCUGACAGACUCGGAUCAUAAGAUGCUGCCUUUGCACUUUGCUGUGGAUCCUGGAGAAGACUGGGAAUGGGGCAAAGAUGACAAUGACAAUGUGAUGCUAGCAAGUGUAACCUUAUCUCUGGAGGCCAAGCUCCAUCUGCUACACAGCUACAUGACUGUCACCUGGCUUCCUCUACCCUGUGAAGUACAGGCCCCACUGGCCCAGCCAGAGUCACCUACAGCGUCUGCAGGAGAAGAUGCCCGCACCCCGCAAGACUCUGGAGAGUCAGAUAAGGAGUCCGUCAGCAGCAGUUCCAACGGCAAUGGGGACAGCAGUACUACUGGAACCAGUGGGACAACAGGCAAAACAAGUGGUGGAUCUUCCAGCUCCUCUAGCUCAUCCAGUAACAGUUCAGCAGGGACAACUGGCACAAUUGGAAAGGAGAAGGGGAAGAAAGACAAAGAAAAGGAUAAGGACAAGAAACGUGCAGAUUCCGUUGCCAACAAGCUGGGUAGCUUUGGCAAGAGCCUGGGCAGUAAGCUAAAGAAGAAUGUGGGAGGCCUGAUGACGGGGAAGAACGCAAGUGGAAGUGGAGGCAAACAAGAGGGUCAGGAGAAGAAGAAAGGCUCUCUGAGAGGUCGUAAGGGCAGUAAGGACAGCUCUCCCUCCAUUCAAACUGGCUCCGAGGACUCUGGGAAAGGUUCACCCUCCUCGAUAAGCGAACGGCAAAAUGGAAGCUACUCUUCGGAAAGUGACCCUUUUAAGUACAGCUCUGAUGUGAAAGUGAGUCUGAGCAUCCUCCGAUCUGCUAUGCAAGGUGAACGGAAGUACAUCUUCGCUGCGCUACUCACUACCAGCAACCGCCAGCCGUUCCAAGAGGAGAUGAUCCAACGCUACCUGAUGGAUGCCGAGGAGCGCUUCCAUGCCGAACAGGAACAGAGGAGGGAAGCUGAACGGAAAGCAGCAGGAGGUCUUACAACUACUAGUGGAUCCCAACUGAAAAAGGAUGGGCCUGAGCUGAGUUACAGAGGUUUUGAAAGCAAAGAGGAAAUUACUGAUAACUCACCUCCUACUUUUAACACAUUGAAGUCGACUUCUUUCAGCCCGGUGAUGUACUCGGGUGUGGUCCCAAUUCCAAGGCCCACCUUCAUUGAUCAUUCUCCUACCCCAAUUGCACAGCAUCUUCAUAUGCAUGGUUACAUAGAUACACGGCGGCAGCUGGCAGGAGGUUCUCCGUCGUCUUACCCAGGCCUACCAUCCUAUGCCACCUUGCCCCGACACUGCCCCCUAGCACAGGGCCCGCCCCAUUCCCAGUACCACCCACCUUCCACCAGUUUGGGCAGCCCAUCCCGUAUCAUCACCCCCUGCCUGGCGUCUUUUUCCCAAGAGCAUGACCCAACUGACUACCCAACCGAACCUACCGGAGGCUACACAAAUGGCUUGCGGGACUUGCGCUCGACUUUGGACAGUCGAAAUGGGCCGAUGCCUGUGAGGCAUUACUCCUUGGGCAGUGCGGGUGGCCUUGCAAACCUGCAGUCCAGCAAAUGCCGAACGCCUACCUGCAAUUACUACGGCCACCCCGAGACGGGCAAUUACUGCUCGUACUGUUACAGAGAGGAGCUGAAGAGACGGGAAACAGAGCCGGCCAUCCACAGGUUUUGAAUGGACAAAUCUCUGUUCUGUUUCUCUCCUAUAGGACUCAUUGGAGCCCAACGUGUGAGCCACAUCAUAUCCUGUUUGCGUGGAUCUUGCUUUAAGACAUAAGAUCGGCCUUUCUGAACCAGGUUACUGAGACUCUGUGUCCACAAUUAAUGGGCAUUGUGGAAAUGGGACUGCUGUUGUGUUACAUUUGCUGUGGCUCAUAGGCAGGAGCUUUAAGCUCCUCCCACAUUUGCUUGAUGUGGUCAUCCUCUUACUUGUCUCCUUGUCUCCUCCUAGUGGCGAGAAUGUAGAACAAAGGCAAUAGACAUUGGAACACAACAUGCUAUGUUGCAUCACAUGGACAUGCCGCGUACCCCAAAAUACACAUUAAGCACAACCAGAAAAUGCGUAUUUAUAUUAGCUACAGUUAAUCAAGUUAUAUCAGAUGCAAUCAAAAUAAGACUUGCCAUAUGGCAACAACACUCUGUUAACUUUGAGUGUUAUCCACAUUGGCCCAUUUUACUGUAAGGCUACAUUACUUUAACUAGCACCCCUUUUAAAGCCAUACCUAGUUGGCUUAAAUUAGCUAAUAUGGUGCUUUCUCAAUUCUAAGAUGUUUAACUUAUGGAGCUGAACCUUGAAAGACAAAGGGUUCGUUUUAGGUCUUUACACAUCCUCAUUAAAAAUUGCAGUAAUUUAUGUUCUAUUAAGUGUUUCUAGAACAUUUAAAAGUGCAAAACCUUUAAAAGUAGUGCAAAAGAAAAAUCCCUUUCUCAAGGAAAGAAAAUAGACAUCAUUUUUAGAAAUGGUACAUCAUGUGGUAGUAUUCAAGUAUUAUGUUGGUUAUAUUAAUAAAUUAGUUCUAGGUA